Molecule: messenger RNA, 783 nt
Organism: Seminavis robusta
Lineage: Eukaryota; Bacillariophyta; Bacillariophyceae; Naviculales; Naviculaceae
Source: the annotation of a GenBank genome assembly
AUGCCAGUGCAGCGUUUGUCUAGUAAUCGGGUUGCAUGGAAUGUGGAUGGAAGUAGCAGUGAUCAAUUGGAGGACUCGUCCUGGAUUCAAUAUUGGGAGGAAGAAACACGCCAAUCGAGAGGCAGAUGUAGCUACCUUGGCUGCAACAAUCCUGCGCAGGUGGGCGGACAUAUCUGGAUGGCACGCCAUGGGCGGCCCACAAUUGCUCCGAUCUGUAGAAGCUGCAACAAUCCAGAGAACCCCAAUCGCAUGCAGGGGGGCAACAGCCAGUUGCGAAGCGGCACGAUUGUGGUGGACACAGAUUACACACACGACAUGCAGAUUUCAAAUCGUAGGUUUGCUGAAGAAGUGCGAAUUUGCAACGAGUGUGAUGAGGAUAUUUCAGAUAGACCACAAAAUCAUGACAUGUGUCUCAACUGCUGGAAUGGACGCGGAAGAGGGGCGAGAAGACGUUGCCAACUUUGUCGCGUAAACAUCUCAGGUCGUCCAGCAAACCACAAUCUGUGCUUGGAUUGUUUUCGUCAGAGCGGUGGCAGAGGUACCGGAAGCCAAUCACGACGUGGACGACGUUGCCAAGAUUGUGGCGGAGACAUUGCAGAUCGCCCAGCCAACCAUUCUCUUUGCUUGAAUUGCUUCCAUCGGAGCAGGGGCAGAACCAGUCCUAUCGGUAGGCGCAGAGGGAGGCGUUGCCAGGAAUGCGGCCAAGACAUUUCAGAUCGCCCAGCAAACCAUAAUCUUUGCUAUGGCUGUUACAAUGACUCCAGCUCAGCCGGAAGCUACUAG